Salvelinus sp. IW2-2015 is the source of this 888-nucleotide messenger RNA. The record is from RefSeq and is a predicted model, not a curated record. NCBI's taxonomy places the organism in Eukaryota, Metazoa, Chordata, Actinopteri, Salmoniformes, Salmonidae.
CAUAACGUUGUAAAAGAGCAGUUCAUUUGGGAUGCAGAUAAGGAUAUAUGGCACACUGUUGUCGGCGGAACUUGUGACACAUUCUCUCUCUCRCUCGCUCUCUGCCUCUCACCCUUCCAUUCCCCCUCUUCUGUAGGCUAUUUCUCUGGCGCGCGCGCUCACACUAACCUUGGCUCGACGUCAGAGGCUGUGCAGCAGUGCAGUAUAAUGGGAGAGUAGGCAACAUAAAGUGCCUCAUAGGCUGCUAUUGCGAUUCAGCUCUGCUUGGCGCUCUCCGCUGCUCCCCUACCAACGCUCUUCACGUGUGGGUAUCCGGCUGCCCGUGUCUCACCUCCGCUAGGCACCGGCCCAUGUAUGGGCCCCCACCGGUUUGUAACGCCCGUCAUGGAUGUCCCGCCGUCUCUUGAACCGGAGGAUCGUUUCUUGGCGCAGUGAAGUAGGGAAUCAUGCCGGGACUGCUAAUGGAUUUAGGGGAAGCGCGAGUGACCAUGCCGUGAUCCUGCGCGUGGGCUGCCAUCACCCUGCCGAAAGACCGUAGACCGAAUUCCGGGCGAAUCAAAAGCGUACGGGGGAUCACCACUGUGCAUUUUACAAACAACAUGAAGAUUACCUCCCCGCUGAUAACUAGUCUCGUUUUCAGGUUCAACCUCAGACUGCUGCUCCCGCUUCUGAUGCUGUUUCUGGGAUACUCUCGCGGGAUGCCGCACGUUUUAAGAUAUGGAGGAAUAUUUGAAUCCAUCGAAAGCGGCCCAUCAGGAGCAGAGGAACUCGCCUUUAAAUUUGCCUUGAACACAAUCAACAGGAACCGCACCCUGCUGCCCAACACCACACUCACAUAUGACAUCCAGAGAAUCAACAUAUUUGACAGCUUCGAGGCCUCCAGAAAAG